AUGACGAUGUCACCCACCGUCUUCAUCUGGAUGCUCUCCUCCUUUUUCCGCUGGAUCCUGCGCCAGCUGAUGCCGACUUCACGCUCCAAAAUUGCCCAUGCAUCGACGUCUUCGCUGCUGGUGGCCGCGGCGCCAAAGUCAACCGCUAGCUACUUCGAGACAACCGACGACGACCACCUACUGGGCGCUCUCCAUUCCGACUCCGACACGGACGUGGAGGACAGCUCCACGGACCACAACGACGCGCCGGCGAGCUCCCUCGUACGUUCAAGAAUCGCCUUCUUCGAGGCGCGCCCGGCUUCCGCUACGCCAGAUACCAUCCAUGCCCGCGACAUCUCGCCGGCCCCAACCUCACGCUCCAGCGUACGUUCAAGGAUCACCUUCUUCGAGACGUGCUCGGCAGAGGCUGACAGCUCCAAGGACUACAACGACACGCCGACCCCGACGCCAGACACCAGCUUACGUUCAAGGAUCGAGUUUUUUGAGGCGACAACCACUGGAUCGACGGCCACGACCCGAUUACCGACAGCUUCUGGAUCGGCGAUUACCUCGACAACCACGACGACUUCGACGGGCACCACCAAUUUGACGCUGGCCGAAGCAGAUCCAACGCCCCACAGAGCGGCCGAAGCCAACCCUGCAACGGCCCCAGUCCAAGCGAUGUCAGCAGUCGACCAAGAUCAAGAGACCCCAGUCCACGCGCCAGCCCCACCACGCCACCAAGUGAAAUCGCGCUUCAUGCAAUAUGACCCGGCCUUCCGUAGGCGCUGUGCAGACGCAAGCAGGCGCCGUACUUCACUCGCUCAGCAAGCAAGCCUUGUUACUUGAAAGAUCUAGAUAUCUAAGCAAACUUUCUGUGUACAUUUAGUAUCUCCAUUUCACC
Messenger RNA from Phytophthora nicotianae INRA-310, 883 nucleotides. RefSeq lists its product as hypothetical. The transcript has 2 exons. The record is from RefSeq and is a predicted model, not a curated record. The coding region runs from base 1 to 828 and encodes 275 amino acids. Lineage: Eukaryota; Oomycota; Peronosporomycetes; Peronosporales; Peronosporaceae.